AUGUCCCGCCGCGCACUCUCCCUCCUCCCCAACUCCGUGCCAACCUCUCGUCGUAUCCCUUCAACCCAACUUCCCAUUGUAUUUACGAGAUUCUCUUCAUCAACACCCUCCAUCACAAUCACAAAUCGCGGCCGCCGCACUCUCCCAGCCCUCUUCGCCCGCGGCGGUACCUCCAACGGCCUCAUCUUCCACGCCGCCGACCUCCCCCGCGACCGCGCCCUCUGGCGCGACAUCCUCGCCCCCGCCAUGGGCUCGCCCGACCCCAAACAUGCCCGCCAGCUUGACGGCAUGGGCUCGGGCGUCUCAUCGACCUCCAAAGUCUGCAUCCUGGAGAGAUCAGAGAGGGAGGAUGCCGACGUGGAUUUCACCUUCGUGCAGGUGGGUAUUACAGACGGGGAGUUGGACUGGGCGGGAAAUUGCGGGAAUAUGAGCAGCGUUGUUGGGCCUGCGGCGCUGGAGAUGGGGUUUGUGCCUGCGGAAAGGGUACAGGUUGAGAGGGAUGAAAGGACAGGGGAGAGAGUUGCGAGGGUGAGGAUUUGGAACACGAAUACUCGGAAGGUGGUUGUGGCCAGGUUUACGGUCGAUGAGGGGAUGCCGCCGCGGUUUGUGCCCGAGGGGGAUUAUGCCAUGGCCGGUGUGCCGGGGACGGGGUCAAAGGUGGUAUUAAGCUUUUUGAAACCUGGGGGGGCGAAGACGGGGAGGGUGUUGCCGACUGGGAAUGCUAUCGACAGAAUUCGGUUGAGUAAUGGGAGAGAGGUUGAGGCGUCGCUUGUCGAUGUGUCGAAUCCUGGGGUUUUCGUUAGGGCUGGGCUGGAUCUGCUGCCGUUUGAGAAGCUUACCGCUGCUGAGGUCGAGCAGAACGAGGCGACGAUGAACUUACUCGAGGAAAUUCGCCGCGAGGGGGCAAGAAUGAUGGGCCUCGACCCCGACACACCAAGCAUCCCCAAGCUAGUCUUUGUCGACAGCCCCAUCCCUUCACAAGGGGAAUAUCAUCAUCACCUCCGUUGCCGCGCGCUCUCCAUGCGCCAGCUGCACAAAGCAGUACCUCUCACGCUCGGCCUGUGUCUAGGUGCGGCGGCGCGCAUACCGGGUACGAUUCCUUUCCUCGCCGCGCAGGGCGUCGAGAAUAGCUCCGGGCCGGGUAGUGCAACAGUCAGGAUUGCCCAUGCGAGCGGACUCUUGGAGGUCGGAACCACAAUCGACGAGAACGGGGAGCUGCUCUCGGCAGACUUGAUCCGCACGUGUAGGAUACUGAUGAAAGGGGAGGUGUACUACUGA
Messenger RNA from Thermochaetoides thermophila DSM 1495, 1278 nucleotides. RefSeq lists its product as uncharacterized. The record is from RefSeq and is a predicted model, not a curated record. The transcript has a single exon. Bases 1 to 1278 code for a protein of 425 amino acids. NCBI's taxonomy places the organism in Eukaryota, Fungi, Ascomycota, Sordariomycetes, Sordariales, Chaetomiaceae.